GUAUAUGAGCAAAUGAAGCAGGUAUGGAGUCGACGAGGCUGUGGAGCCGUUUCGUACAAUUCGACAGCAAACUUUCCGCAACACCCGCAGAACCCGCAAGUCCAAAGGGAUGAUUAAUUACUAACUUUGCAACACACCGCGCAGAUCGUGGAUCUUGUCAAGCAGCUGAAUAUGCACAGAUCGUACAAAGCUCGUCUUCCAGACCGUGUCGAGUACAUGACUCAUAACUCACCGUUCAACACGAUAAAAGCCAGCACACCAGAUCCCAAUAUGACAAACACAUCGAAGACAGACUCAUCUGCCACUCACGAUGUCCCACCCGACAUAUACCAGCAAGUCCCUCACUAACGGCAUCCACGCCCUAACAGGCGGCGCCAACAAGGGCACCAGCGGUCCCAUCAUCUGUCUGGCAGGCUGGCCCCAAACAGCAGAAUCCUUCGCCGAAGUCUUUCCACUACUCGCCCAAGACCACCACGUCCUGAUCCUCGACCCACCAGGCCUGGGCUCUUCCGCGCCCAGUCCGAAAGACUACACGACCAAGACCAUCAGCAAUAUCCUCGCCGCGACCGUGAGCGCCGAACUAGGCGACCAGACCAAAUACCACCUCAUCGCACACGACAUUGGAGCCUGGAUCGCAUACGCAUGGGCAUGUCAAUUCCCCAAGUCGCUCCUGAGCGUGACAUUCAUCGACGCCGGCAUCCCAGGCCUACUUCCCCCACUCGAAUACCCGCUCCCCGACGCAGCAAAUCUCCGCCUAUGGCAGUUCUCAUUCAACGCUCUCCCCGAAUUACCCGAGAUCUUGACUGCAGGCAAAGAGCGCCAACUGCUCGACUGGUUCUUCGACCUCAAGUGCGUGCACCCGGAGCGCAUCACGCGCGCGAAACGCGACCACUACGUCGCGAGUUACAGCAAGCCUGGCGCCAUGACGAACGGGUUUAAUUACUACCGCGCCUUUGCGGGAAGUGCGAGACAGUACGUGGACGAGUUCAGUCAGGUCAAGAUUGACGUGCCUGUGCUCGCGAUCGGCGGGGAGAAAGCCAUGGGCUCGGCGAUGAAGAUUGUUCUGGGCAUAGCCGAGGCGGAGGUCCAGUCCAGGUCCAAACUUGUCAUCGUCGAGGACUGUGGUCAUUUCGUGCCUGAAGAGCAGCCUGAAAUUACAGCGAGGGAGAUCCUCGCUUUCAUUGGGACCUGUCGAUAGACAAAUCCUCACAAUAUGCUCAAGUGUGCUGAACCUUCACAGUGGGCGCACUCUCAACCUGCACAGCAUCGACUUUAUCUUGCAUAGCAGCCCC
Exophiala viscosa is the source of this 1292-nucleotide messenger RNA. RefSeq names its product putative epoxide hydrolase. The coding region runs from base 311 to 1198 and encodes 295 amino acids. NCBI's taxonomy places the organism in Eukaryota, Fungi, Ascomycota, Eurotiomycetes, Chaetothyriales, Herpotrichiellaceae. Gene Ontology annotation, molecular function: hydrolase activity. The record is from RefSeq and is a predicted model, not a curated record. The transcript is spliced from 2 exons.